Messenger RNA from Cynoglossus semilaevis (tongue sole), 1349 nucleotides. Its product is annotated as cathepsin Z-like. The record is from RefSeq and is a predicted model, not a curated record. The transcript has 6 exons. The coding region runs from base 201 to 1241 and encodes 346 amino acids. Gene Ontology annotation, molecular function: cysteine-type peptidase activity. Gene Ontology annotation, biological process: proteolysis. Lineage: Eukaryota; Metazoa; Chordata; Actinopteri; Pleuronectiformes; Cynoglossidae.
GGGAGAAUGUGCAGUUUACUGUGAUAGCCAUCUGUGGAGUUAUUGUUUAUUUAAAGAACAUGUUACACUUAUUCUCUAAUAAGGACUAAAGUAUUAGUAUUAAGGCCUCUCUUAGGCUGAUGUCCUGCAGUUGUAAAAUAAAGUGACACUUUGAAUUGUCGUAUUUUCUUUCAAUUUUAAAUCAAACAUUUUCAUAGGAAAUGGAAUUGUGUAAUUAUGGCUGUCGUCACAAGAGGGCGCCGUGGCCGCGGCGCACACAGCAUCCAGCGAGGCCCCGCCCCAUACUGACGAUUCAGACUAGAGGUUCGGAGACAGGAGGGAGAAGAGCCAACAUGGUGCCUUCCGCGGUAGAGUUUCUGUCGGUUUGUUUCGCAAUUUUGUCCAUUUUAAUGCAAAUUCGCUGCUCCGGGCUUUUAUCAGAGCCUUGCUACAAACCACUUAGCGUCCACAUACCAGAUUCUGUCAAACCGUGGGCCUGGCCUCGCGUGGAUGUGAAUGCGUCAGUGCUUCCUCCGUCGUGGGACUGGAGGAACGUCCAGGGGAAGAAUUAUGUGAGCGUCACAAGGAACCAACACAUCCCACAGUACUGUGGUUCCUGCUGGGCCAUGGGAGCCACCAGCGCUUUGGCUGACCGUAUCAACAUCAAACGUGGAGGGGCGUGGCCGUCUGCCUACCUGUCGGUCCAGAACGUGAUUGACUGUGGGAGGGCGGGAUCUUGUUAUGGAGGAGAUCACGUGGGGGUGUACGCCUACGCCCACAAGAGCGGCAUCCCCGAUGAGACCUGCAACAACUAUCAAGCCAAAAAUCAAAAGUGUGAGCUCUUCAACCAGUGUGGCACCUGCACCUUCUUUAAAUCUUGCUCUGUGGUCAAGAACUACACCGUGUGGAAAGUGGCCGACUACGGGUACGUUUCUGGAAGAGAUGAGAUGAAAGCAGAGAUCUACAAAAAUGGGCCCAUCAGCUGUGCACUAAUGGCUACUGAAGGUCUGGAAAACUAUCCUGGAGGGAUUUUCUCCGAGUUUCACCCUCUGUCUUUACCGAACCACAUCGUGUCUGUGGCCGGCUGGGGUCUGAGCGAGGACCAAACUGAGUACUGGAUCGUCAGGAACUCCUGGGGAGAGUUUUGGGGAGAACGAGGCUGGGCCAGAAUUGUCACCAGUGCUUAUAAAGGAGGGAAAGGGAACUGGUUCAAUCUGGGCGUGGAGAAGAACUGUGCAUACGGAGACCCCAUGGUGACGUAGACGACUGAAGAAAAGCACAGACUUUGUUGAUGGUUAAUUCAGAUGUCUGCUUGGAGAUUUGUUAAUGGUUGAAAAUUUUAAAAUAAAAUAAAGGUUCUGUUUUUACGA